AUGGACCUCCACCUCGUCUGCUCCCACAUGCAGUUCUACGCCAAGCCGAUCCCGCCCUUCUUGCUAGAGCCUGCCUUCUGGACUCGGCAUCUAUCCUGCGGAGACGGCUGUGACUGCUCCGACAACCCCUCAAGGUCGUGCUCACGUCGCACGCUCUGGAAGUCCGCCCUGGGCUUCCUGUACUCCUACCGCGCUCUGAUACGGCACGAAAGCGACUUCCGCCUCGCGCAGGACAACUGCUUGUUACCAGAACUUAUCGAAUAG
Messenger RNA from Colletotrichum siamense, 264 nucleotides. RefSeq lists its product as uncharacterized. The record is from RefSeq and is a predicted model, not a curated record. The transcript has a single exon. Bases 1 to 264 code for a protein of 87 amino acids. Lineage: Eukaryota; Fungi; Ascomycota; Sordariomycetes; Glomerellales; Glomerellaceae.